This is a messenger RNA of Trichoderma breve, 3477 nucleotides long. Its product is annotated as ankyrin repeats (3 copies) domain-containing protein. The transcript has 3 exons. Bases 1 to 3477 code for a protein of 1158 amino acids. Lineage: Eukaryota; Fungi; Ascomycota; Sordariomycetes; Hypocreales; Hypocreaceae. The record is from RefSeq and is a predicted model, not a curated record. Gene Ontology annotation, molecular function: protein binding.
AUGGCACCGAUGGGCAUCCUGACUGCCAUCGUUUCGGCGAUUCGCGUGUGCGGGAGUCCGUCACUGCGUGCCUUUAUUGGCAGAGCACAAGAAGGAGGAGGGAAUGCCGAAGCAGAACUGUGCUCCUCUACGAGUCGAGAUGUGUGCGAGCUCUAUAACAACGGCGGCAUCGCGCGAGUCUUUGGGCGGCCAAAGAUUCUUGAGGUUGUAUACGACCCCGAGCAUAACUUCACAGACGAUAAAGCAGGAAUAUAUACAUUUCAGGAAUUUAUCGAAAAAAAUUCAAAGAAAUGGACUCGAAUUCAGCCCCCGGAAUCUCCAGGAUCUCCAGACAACAAAGAGGCUAUGUCUGACGCGUUUUCUCAAAAUUUCUCUCCAAACCUUUCUCUCAACGUGGGCAUCAAGAGGAAACCUCCUCUUAUUUUCUUGACAGUCGCAAUAACUGGCAUGGUAUUGCAAGCCGGUGUUUUAGUCUUCGCAGUCCUUACGACAUACUACCUUCGCUGGGAGAAAGAUGGCAGUCAUCCUGAAUCGUAUGCGUGCCCUCUCACCAUCACUGGAACACUUCUUUUGUGUGGCGGCAUUUUUCUUUGUGCAUUUCUCGUCGGUGAAAGCACCAAAGAACAAGUAUUUCGCAGAAACCCAGACAGCGGAGAUAAGAAUGUUCCGAGAGAAGCUCUAUAUUGGGUUCAGCCUGGGGGUCAAGUUCUUGGGGAUCAAGUCUUUGACGCCUUUUGCUGCAGCGACCACAUGGAACCUCUGCAGGAGUACAUCACUUCGUGGAAGAACCAGUCAAAGAUUUCCCAGAUUGUGGUGUGGGCUGCCGUUGGCAUCUCUGUCACUGGCUUUGUGAUGCAGUUUGUUGGACUGCGGGCCAUCCAUUCUGCAGUAUCUGUGGCCCAGCUUGGAGCCAUCAUGCUCAUGAGCGCCGCUCGAGCCGCGCUUCGCAUGCAGCGCUUAAAACCAGAGGACAACUUUCUUGCUCAGUGCCCCGACGAGGUUGUUGGGCACGAGCUGGAUUGGCUUGCCAUACGUUUUGGUGAACAAGACUUUCAAGGCGAGCCAAAGCAUUCAUCACCAACGCAGGAUUCACGAGCUUAUCCACGUCUCCUUUGGAGAUUCCGCGCCUACCGGACUCGCCUCGCGCAACUCACCCAGUCGCAAAACACUGAAACAAAAGGCACAGGUUCCGCAGAGAAUUUCGAUGUCAGAUUGGUUGAGGUCCGAGAAACUGCCCAUUGCCUUGCUUUGGCCAUUGAGUCUGCAGUCAACACCAUAUUCUCGAAGAGCCCCGAAAUCGGAGACAAGUGGAGAGAUGCUCUGUCCAUGUUCUGGAGUUUUGCUUCCGAGGUUGCAAUCGUGGAACGAAGUGGUACUUCCAAAGAUCCACCAAUACUGCAUACGGUAUAUUUAAAACUAACGCGCGAAGAGCUCACGACUCCCUGGAAACUUGAAAACAAAUUGGAGCUGGAAGGACUUCUGGGACUAUGGGUUUGGUCAUUGAAGUCUGAUCCAGCUGUUGAGGUAGCAGACUCACAAAGUCAUUUCACUAUAUCCCGAGCUACUGAAAUCCCAAGGCAGCGCAUCGUUUCAACCAACAAAAAUAUAGCGACUGACCUGGAGAUAUGGCUCGGCGGCAAGAUCCCCAUUAUUACAAAAUACGAACUUGACCCUACUUCCGUCCAACGAGGAGACCCUGGUAUCACCAAGUGGAAACUGGGCGAUAAACAGGGCAAGGAAAUUCGAUUCUUUGCUUGGCACGCAACAGAGACGUCACGGGGCACUAGCCCUGAUCUCUUAAGUGUCAUGUCGGCUCAUACAGACAGCACUCUUUUAUCUAUGUGUGCCCAGGAAGUGUUUGGGUCAUUCGUCGCAAGUAUUCUCAAGAUUUUGGAUGAUAUCGGGGAUAUCGAUAUCCAAGAAAUUCCGUCUUUCCACUUAGAGAAUACUCUGGUGACUGAGAUGGUAAAAUUGUUCACUGAAACGCAGCUAGGCUCGAAUGAAGAUGCAUUGCUGUGUAUCUUGCCUCUGAUGAUACCUCGACUAAGGUUGUCUUCCACAGAAAACGCUGUAGUAGCAGCGAAGAGAAUAGCAAUCAAGCAACGAAAGGCCGGCAAAUGGGCGCAGGCAGAGACGAUGCUACGAUGGGCAUGGGCGCUGCUUCACGAAGACGAACCCACUCAACAAGCAGCAAUCGCAUUAGGGGAGCUAUACAGGUGGGCAAUGCGAGAUAAUCAGACGAAGGAAUUCGGCUUGCGUGGUAUUGAGUGGCUCUCUUGUCAGGUACCCAGCCGCCAAGCACCGAGCCCUUCAGCUCAUGACGCAAUUGUUGCUCGUUACAAUGAUGUUGCAAAAAGGGUCGUCCAGCAUGGAAAUGAUCUCAGUAUCAUCAGACUACAUAUGUUCUCUGAGAACAAAGAUGAAUCGACCGAUGAAUAUACCGAUGAAGACUCUUACGGUAUAGGUGAUUCAAGUGAUGAAACCGAUGAUACUGAAGAUGAUUCAAGCGAAAUUUCUCAGACCGAAGAUGAUCUAAGUGGAACCUUACUCUACAUCACUCUGCCAAUCCCAAUGACAGAUAAAGAAAAAGGAAAGGUUCUUGGCUUGGCGGCGAAGCACGGCUGGACAGAGGUGGUCCUUGCGAUGCUUGAAUUAGGUGCAGAGCCGGACUUCAAAGACCCAGCCCAUGAUUCGAGAACAGCACUGUCACAAGCGGCGAGAAAUGGAAGAAUCAAGACUAUGAAAGAAUUGAUGGAUUGGGGGGCAUUUCCAAACGCACAAGACGCAAAUUACCGGACGCCUCUGUCGCACGCUUCGGAAAUGGGACAUAGUUAUGCUGUCCAGAUAUUGCUAGGAGAUCAACGUGUCGACCCAAACGCUAAGGAUAGGAAAAAAUUCACGCCGCUGUUAUGGGCAGCCAAGAAUGGGCACGAAGCAGCCGUGAAGUUGCUGGUUGAGGGUGGUAAAGUUGAUCUAAACGGCAGGAAUUAUAACGGAAACACGCCAUUAACACUAGCAGCUAUACAUGGGAGUGAGGCAAUCGUAAAGUUACUGGUUGAAUACGGCGCAGACAUACACAGAAAGGGUACUGCCGUACUCACGUCACUAGCUCACGCAGCUCAGAAUGGACAUGAGGCAGUUGUGUUGCUGCUGGCUGAAGAGGGCGCAGACGUGAAUGCCAGGGAUGACGAGGGAUACACACCACUAAUGCUAGCGACUUUAAAUGGGCAUGCGGCAGUAGUAGAGCUGCUAGUCCAAAAAGGCGCAGACUUAGAGGCAAGAACAGAAGAUUAUCGCAGAUGGACGGCACUGAUUCAUGCGGCUUUUGGAGGGCAUGAGGCAAUCGUGGAGCUGCUGGUUCAAAGUGGCGCAGACAUAAAUGCAACAGAUAAGGACGGACGGACGGCACUAACUUAUGCGGCUGAGAAAGGAUAUGAGACAAUUGUAAAGUUGCUGGCGCAGGGCGGCGCAGACUGA